UUUCUAGCGAACCUCCACCUCUCAACCGAACAAAACUCCUUAGAAAAAGUGAUUCGCUUAUUUACGAUCGGCAAGUAAUAGUAGUUGCACGCAAAUAAUUUAAAUAUUUAAAAGUAAAGGUACCUAGUGCUAUGUGAACAACACACUACUUUCACGAUAUAUGCAAGGCAGGGGAGUUCAGUUCGCCUGAUAUGGUAGACAGUUUUGAUUUCCAUUGGACCGUGGAAGGUUGUCAUCGUACGAAAUGAAGUUGUGCGUCCUUUAAAGCUAUCGCGAACAUCAACUGUGCGUGUUGAUUUCCCAUUUCUUUUUCGAUGUACGUUCGAUCAACGUGUGUUUAUUGUUUCGCGAUUGUUUUCUGUGCGAAACUGAUAAAAUUAUGCUGGUUCCAGAGUAUUGUAUGAUACUGCAUUUUUGUUGUGAAUGACUUCGGUCACUGAUAAGAUACGAGGAUCUUCGUCGAUCGGGAUAAAAUCGAUAGUAGCUUGUGAAAAUGAGGGAGAAAUGGGAAAAAGAGGAUAAUCCUAAGGAGAGCGAUGGACUUCCAAUCCCCCAAAGUAUACACCUGUACAACUAUGACCUCCCACCCCUAUACAAAAGUAAAGUGGUCAGGACCCCAUCUCUCAGAGCGAUGAACAACUACCACAACCUCUCCAUCGAAACCUACGAUGACAGCUUCGACAACCUUUCUUUUCUACCAGAAAACAGCAAUGGAGACAUCACCAAAUACGACGUACCUCACGUACCUUACACGAUUUCGAAUCGAAGUGUUUACAGCAACUCAUCGACAUUAGAUAGAUAUGGCCAAUCUAACGUAAGAUCUUUCACUCCCCAAACGACAGCUUCGACGACGUCAGAAUUGGGUUCGUUGAGGGACAUGGGAUCAACUGCAAGGUUGGUACCUCCGCAUUUGGAAACGUCUUGCCAGACAUGGUUAACCCAUUUGCAGACUGUGAUAUGUACCAUUUCCCUAUCAGCCGGCUUGGGGAAUCUAUACAGGCUACCCCAAAUGACUCUUCUGAAUGGAGGAAUGCCUUUCAUUGUAGCGUACCUGAUCCUCACAGUAUUGAUAGGACUACCCCUUCUAUUCUUGGAAUUGGGUAUAGGACAAAUGGCCGAGGAAGGCUUCAUAAAAAGUUGGAGAGUUGUGCCUUUCUUCAGAGGUGUUGGUUAUGUAAAGUUAUUAGCAGGAUGUCUCGUCUGCAUAUACUAUCCCUUACUAAUAGGAGUUUCACUCUUCUACAUUGUAUGGAUACUGAAAGGAUCUCUUCCUUUUCCUGAAUGUGCUGUCGUCAAACUAACCAAUGAUGGAUAUUCCGCCAAAAGUAUAGAUAGACAAGAGUGCUUGAAGAAUACAUUUUUGGAAUCGGCUUUCAAAAAUCCGUAUUGGUAUGGCAUUUUCACGUCACUUCUACUAGUCAUAUGGAGCUUAGUUAUAAUUUUAUCGAUAAGGCGGUCUAAAACGUUUAUGAGAUCCUUGUUAGUUCUCAUAUUUCCAACAUUGAUUUUCUUCAUUGCUUUGAUGGUGAGAGCAGCCAUAGCUGAAGAACAAGUGGAUGGUUUCAGCAAACUCGUGUCUGAUAUCAAAUGGGUUGAUCUUCAUUCUGCCAAUAUUUGGUACUAUGCAGCGAUACAGGUUUUUUUUUCUACAAAUUUAGGUUUCGGCACCUUCAUCACAAAUGCCAGUGUUAUGUACGACAAAGUGAAUCCAUUAUGGACAGCCCUUGGAUAUCUAUCGGCAAAUCUUCUUUUCGGAAUUGGUUCCAUUCUUCUGUGCUACAUUAUAUCCGGCAACUUCCAUAUCACCCAAACGAAACAGAGUGAUAUCACCGAAGUCCAUCUCCUCACCCUUAUUUAUGACAUGGCAGUAUCGAGCACUGAAAAGGAUAACAAAAUAUGGGCAAUAGUUGCUUAUUGUCUGAUAGUUUCUGUUGGUUUGAUAAGCAUGGCUACGAUGAUGUACACAGUGCUGAAAGUGAUAACAGAAGAGAACAAAAAGAAACUAAAAUGGUGGAAAACCUGUCUUAUCACUUGUUUCAUAGGCUACAUAGCAGGAUGCGCUGCUUUAUUGCAAAACAACUUUCAGAUUGUUCGCUUGUUGGAUGGCUACAUAGUUGGAAACUUGAUAUUCAUAGCAGUAAUUGUGGAAGUAUUUGCUUUAAUCACAUUUUACGGUAUCGAGAAAAUUCAAUGUGAUUUCGAAUUCAUGUUGGGGCAAGUACUGUCCAAAUUCUGGCUGGUGUUAUGGUGGAUCAUACCCCUUUUGUUGACAGGAAUUUUCUGCUGGGGCCUUGCGACUUUACCAUUCGGAAACGACCCAGAAUGGCUCAGUGGUACAGGAUGGGGAGUAGUUCUUAUGGCCACCAUCUUCAUAUUUGCUAUGGGAAUAUAUACGAUAACAAAACAAGAUGGAUACAGUUUCACAGACAAAGUAAAAACGUCUUUCCAACCCUCUAAAAAUUGGGGACCCAAAGAUCCUAUGCAGCGGUACACUUGGGUACAAUGGUGUUCGAAAAUCCAACAAGGCGAAAGAGACUUCACCCUCAAGAGGAGAGGCACACGAGAUUACACCAAAGGGAUCAAGAAAGAAGCUAAGAAGAAAGCGGUCCAAGAAAAAAACAUCACGCCUCAGAGUCCAUCGUUUGUGAGCUACGAAGAAAACGGAAAUGGUCAGAUCAGGAUCGUUGCAAAUAAUCCAACGGUGUUAUCUCAGGAGAACGAGAUGACCUACAAGAAAAACAGCGUUUCUCAUUCUAACGGCAGUUCUGAAUGGACGAGCACCGCGAAAAGAAAAGAUGAAACGGAAUUCAAAACGAAUAUGAACCCUUACGCAAGGAAUUCAGACAGUAAUGAGGAGUACGGGUUGUUUAGAAAAGGCCCAUAUUUCAUAGACGAGAAGAGUAUAGAACAUGUGUGUCACAGAAAAUACAGUAAUACAGAGGAUGCAACAGAACUCUAAUUAUACGUACCUACAUAUUUUCAGCUUUUAUAUUCUUAGGUUUAUUUAUUUUUAUAUCACGAAUGAGCAAUCAUUGUCAAAUGAACAUACCAAAUACAUUUUGAAUAGUUAUGUUAAUUCACUCUAUAUUAUUGUUGCUAUCUAUGCGACUGCAACGUCAUACAAGUAUUUAUUUUUUUUUUUUUUGGUUUGUUAUUACCAAUAAAAACUUUUUUAAUCGUGGA
Messenger RNA from Harmonia axyridis, 3183 nucleotides. RefSeq names its product sodium-dependent nutrient amino acid transporter 1-like (gene Blot). The record is from RefSeq and is a predicted model, not a curated record. Lineage: Eukaryota; Metazoa; Arthropoda; Insecta; Coleoptera; Coccinellidae. Gene Ontology annotation, biological process: sodium ion transmembrane transport. The coding region runs from base 494 to 2959 and encodes 821 amino acids. The transcript has 12 exons. Gene Ontology annotation, cellular component: membrane.